AUGAAAACACCCCUGGCCCAGUCACAGCAAGGUGAGGUAGAGAAGGUCCCAGAGGCUGGCCACCACAAGCAGGACAGAAAAGUCUCAGCUCGGGGCCAUGGCAGAGGCAGAAACCGGGAGAGAGGUCAACAAAGAGACCAGGGUCUCUAUGAUGUGGCACUAGGGGAUCUUACCCAUGUGGAGAGCAUCAAGCUCAGAGACUGGCAGAUGAUCAGGUAUGCAUGACUAAUGUGAUAGUUUCACAGACAUAAUAUGAUGAAAACCAUUUCUAAAUAUACGAUUGGAGUGAGUUUUCUCAUUUUUACAUUCCCAGGCCAGGGUUAGAAGACUAA
Messenger RNA from Xyrichtys novacula (pearly razorfish), 332 nucleotides. The record is from the annotation of a GenBank genome assembly. NCBI's taxonomy places the organism in Eukaryota, Metazoa, Chordata, Actinopteri, Labriformes, Labridae.